This is a messenger RNA of Zophobas morio, 1566 nucleotides long. RefSeq lists its product as uncharacterized. The transcript has 10 exons. Lineage: Eukaryota; Metazoa; Arthropoda; Insecta; Coleoptera; Tenebrionidae. Gene Ontology annotation, biological process: glutathione metabolic process. Gene Ontology annotation, molecular function: glutathione transferase activity. The coding region runs from base 78 to 1538 and encodes 486 amino acids. The record is from RefSeq and is a predicted model, not a curated record.
UAGAUUAAAAUAAAAACCGGCAAACAAGGUCACAGUUGCAGUAGUUCUCGACCUCUCUAGAUAAACUUAAAAACGCAAUGGCACCUGCUUACAAAUUCACCUAUUUUGACACCAGAGGUGUCGCCGAAGCCGCUCGAUUUUUAUUCAAAUACGGAAACAUAGACUUUGAAGAAAUCAGAAUCAAGAAAGAAGACUGGCCUCCAAUAAAAAACAAUUAUCCUUUCGGGCACUUGCCCGUUUUAGAACACAAUGGUAAAAUAAUCGGGCAGAGUAUUUCUAUUUGUAGAUAUCUAGGCAAAGUUGUGAAUUUGGCAGGUAACGAUGACUGGGAGAAUUUGGAGAUCGACGCGAUUGUGGACACCAUCAAUGACAUGCGUUUAAAAGGAACACUGCCUCAGACGGAACAAGAUCCAGAGAAAAGGCAAAAGCUGAAAGAUAUAACUUUGAAAGAAACUGUCCCUUACUAUUUUUCAAGGCUGGAUGCAAUUGUAAAAAAAAAUAACGGAUAUUUGGCACUUGGUCGCUUGACUUGGGCUGAUUUGUAUUUAAUUAGUUUCUCGACAAAUUUUGAUCAGUUUGUUGGUGGAGAUACUUACGAAAAGUACCCAAAUCUUCAAGCCUUGAGGAAAAAAGUGGAAGCACUGCCUGCUAUAAAGAAGUGGAUUGAAGAGCGACCAUAUUGUUUUCGAACGUUCAAGGCGAAAACUUUUGUAUUUCCUGAAUGGCACCUGCCUACAAACUUACUUAAUUUGACGCCAGGUGGGAUAGAAUUUGAAGAUGUGAGGGUCAAGGCAGAGGAGUGGUGGACCCAAUGGAAAGAAAUUGACUUGAUUGGUUUGUUGGUGAAAUUAAUCACUACAUUUGUUUACAAUUAUUAUGCACAUUUGACUAGAUCAUUCCACAUCACUACUUUCUCUACCGAUAUGGCUCCUACAUACAAAUUAACAUAUUUCGACUUUUGUGGUCUUGGUGAACCGUGCCGUUUUAUCCUCAGCUACGGAAGAAUCGAAUUUGAAGAUUUUCGCAUUAAAUGGGAAGAUUGGCCACAGUGGAGAGAGAGAACCCCUUUUGGUCUUCUUCCACUGUUAGAACACAACGGCAAACAAGUCAAUCAAAGCAAAGCCAUCGCCCGAUAUUUAGCCAAGAAAGUCAAACUUGUGGGAGAUGAUGACUGGGAAAAUUUGGAAAUUGAUGCCAUCGUUGACACCCUAGACGAUUUACGACAGAAGGUCGUGACGAUUUUCUUUGAACAAGAUGAAACAAAGAAGGAAGUUCUUCGUCAAACUGUAAUUAAGGAACAUUGUCCUUACUACUAUUCUCGUCUAGAGAAAGUGGUUCAGAAGAAUGGUGGUCAUUUGGCUUUAAAUCGGUUAACAUGGGCUGACUUAUAUUUCGCUGCAAUUUCUCCGUUAUUUGAUGCGUUGAGUGGAAAUAACAAUCUCAGCGAUUAUCCGAAUUUGACGGUUUUGAAGGAGAGAGUCAAUGCAAUUCCGGCUAUCAAAAAGUGGAUUGAAACUCGUCCCAAGAGUGAUUUCUGAAGUGCUAUGUGUUAAAUUUUGUCAACGA